Messenger RNA from Sipha flava (yellow sugarcane aphid), 1128 nucleotides. RefSeq lists its product as uncharacterized. Lineage: Eukaryota; Metazoa; Arthropoda; Insecta; Hemiptera; Aphididae. The record is from RefSeq and is a predicted model, not a curated record. The coding region runs from base 1 to 1128 and encodes 375 amino acids. The transcript is spliced from 2 exons.
AUGAUCAAUAACGAUUGCGACGAGGAAGUGUUCCUGUUGCCGCUGAAGAAAAAGGAUCAAAAGGACAGGCGGUGCGUUACGUGGAAAUACGAGAGCACGAAAGGGUGCGACUGCGGGUGUCCGCCGGGAUCGGAUGCGGAGGAGCCACGCGAUGCCGGAUGUCGGUUCUCGGACCCGCGCAGAAUCGGCGGCCGGUUCGAGGACUCGGACGAAUGGAAAAAGACCAAGUGCACGGCGGCGGGUCUUUUCCGCACGCUGGGUCGGUACUAUGAUGAGACGUGGUUCCCGACCGUGAUCAACGAGUGGUCUGACCUGUACUAUCGGUGCAACUAUAGUGGCAACUACUGGAAAUACAGGGACCAAUGGCUGGCCGGCGACAAGGAAGUCCGUCUGGAGGUGUGGGCCGAGAUCCUCAGGUAUCGUAACAAGUACGAUAAACGCCGUCAGGAGCGGUGCACUGAAGACGAGGACGCCGCAAAGAUCGAGGAAAUAUGCGGAUCCGUGGACGAGGCCAACGAUGUGAUCGACCUGAAGAAAUUGAGCGCGCAAGAUCUGAACUACAACGAACUGGACGAGCCGAGCGCGGCGGAAAGAGCGAAGGCGGAAACGGAAGCGGCCGAAAUAGCGAUGGCCGACCCGGACGACGAUCCCGACUGGGUGGAAAUGCGGCGCCGGAUGCGGGGAUCGUUCGCGGCGCUCAACCGGGCCCGGUGCGAGGUGAACAACGAGAUGUUGCGUCACGUUAUGGUCGAACUGUGCAACUAUUGGUCGAGGGUGCCGAAAAUCCAGGACGAAAUCGAACCGCUCCUGGAGAACAACAUUUUGCGUGAGAUCCAAAACUUCCGGUUCAAACUGUUCGACGUAGCCGCGGUAAUCGACCCGGACAGCUUGCCACCGAACGCUGACCGAUGUCGGCCGGGGUCGGAAACGGAAGAAUGUUGCGAGCAAGCACCGCCACCGGAGCAACCGCGUCCACCGCCGUGUCCACCCGCGGCCAAAGCGAAGCAAAGGCCAAAGUCGGCGACAGCUUGCGCCCGUAAGCCGAACACCAAUAAGUUGACCGAGGCCCGAGCCCGUCAAACCGCCGCCAGGUUACGGGACCGUGAAAAUCCAACCGGCCGAAAUUAA